AAGUCACGUGGGCCAGGGAGGCGUUGUAACGGGGGAAAGGGGAGACGGAAAAAAUGAUGCUCAGGGUCACCUGGGCUUAGGGUGUUGCUCCGAGGGGGUGCAGUUGGCCAACCUCGUUCCUCGGUCAUCUUGGUUUCCCUGCACUCGAGGAGCUGGAGUUGUGGACGCGGCGAGCAAGAAUCCAGAUAAUAACAAUUCUUGGAGCCAUGGGCGCUAGCAAGGAAAGUCACAAUGUUUCAAAUUCCUGUUGAAAAUCUUGACAAUAUUAGGAAGGUUCGGAAAAAAGUGAAGGGCAUCCUUGUGGAUAUUGGCCUUGAUAGCUGCAAGGAAUUAUUAAAGGACCUUAAAGGUUAUGACCCUGGAGAGAAAUAUUUUUACAGUACGUCAUGGGGAGAUGUUUCCCCUUGGGAAUCUUCAGGAAAAAGAAAGAGAUAUCGAACAAAGCCAUACUGUUGCAGCCUGUGCAAGUAUUCAACAAAGCUACUUUCUUCAUUGAAAAAUCAUUUGCAUCGUUACCAUGAAGAUGAAAUUGACCAAGAGCUGGUGGUUCCUUGCUCAAAAUGUGUUUUUGCCUCUCAGCCCAAAGUUGUGGAAAAACACUUUCGGAUGUUUCAUUCUUCUCAUCGGAAAAUGCAGAAUUACACUAUGAAUAUUUUGGGUGAAUCUAAACCAUCCAGGAGUGAUGUGAUAAACUUCACAUGCUUAAAAUGUCACUUUACAAACACUUUGUACUACAGCAUGAAGAAGCAUGUACUAAUAGCACAUUUUAAUUACUUGAUUACCUCCUACUUUGGUAUGAGAACUGAUGAAAUUACUGAGCAAGUAAAAAAUGACAACACUUCACUUGCCAGUACGAUUCCAUCCUUGGAUAGGUACUAUUGUAAAAAAUGUAACAUAGGGGCCAGCAGCCUGGAUGCUUUAAUGUAUCAUAUUUUGACAUCAGAUACACACAGAGAUCUGGAAAAUAGGCUCAGAUCUGUGAUUUCAGAACAUAUUAAGAAAACAGGGCUUCUGAAGCAAAUGCACAUUGCUCCUAAACUUUCUGCAAAUAUGGCCAUGUCUCCUUUAACUAGCAACAGUGCUCCAGCACUAGCAGCCACUGCUUCCACUUGCAUUCAGCUUGCCUUGCCACAGAAUAAUCAAAACCAAACUCUGGUACAGUCACAGGCAGUAACUGUGGCCUCAAGUGCCUCUGGGACUCUUACCCAUAAUGCCCCUGCUGCUGCCCAAUCACACGUAACACUUGUAUCUAGUCCUUUGCCAGUGGGCCAGAAUAAUAUUACUCUUCAGGCAUCUGUUCCUCGGCCUGUCUUUGUUUCUCAUGGCCUCCCACUUAAUCAUCCUGUGAGUCCUACGGUUCUUCCCUUAAACCAACCAGUUGGAUCUGUCAAUAAGUCUGUUGGAGCAGGGGUUCUCCCUAUAAACCAAACCAUUCACCCAGGACUUUUGCCCCUUAAUCAACCUGUUGGACCCAUAAAUAGACCUGUUGGACCUGGAGUUCUUCCUAUAAAUAGACCCAUUGCUCCUAAUGUGCUUCCUGUUAAUCAGCCUGUUGCAUCAGGUGUCAUCCAAGCAGUUCCACCAGGGAUGAUCUCUAUGGGCCAGACGGUUUCAUCAGGAGUACUCCCUGUGGGCCAAGCAGUCCCAUCAGGUGUUCUGCCUGUGGGCCAGACGGUACCAUCAGGGGUUCUUCAGCUCAAUCAGUCUGUUAUGUCAGGAGUUCUUCCUGUUGGCCAGGCAGUGAGACCUGGAGUACUCCACCUUAAUCAACCAGUUACGCCAGGUGUUCUACCUGUAAAUCAGCCAGUCAGACAAAGUAUCUCCCAAAAUGCCACUUUCCUAACUGCAGGCUCUAUCCUUAGACAGCUAAUACCAACAGGAAAACAAGUUAAUGGGAUACCUACAUAUACCCUAGCACCAGUUUCAGUUACAUUACCUGUACCACCUGGUGGUGUGGCAAAUGUUACACCACCACAGAUGCCGAUUCAGCUCAUGCAGUCUAGUGCAGCUACACAGAUAUCUCAUUCCCCAGCUGGUGCACCCUCUCCUCCAGUAGUGGUAAGCACUUCUCAAAAUAUGAUUGUCCAGGCAUCUUCAUCUACUCUAGAAAUAAGCCAGGCUUUCAAUCUCAAACAAGCUAAACAGUGGAAAACCUGCCCAGUUUGCAAUGAACUCUUUCCAUCUAAUGUCUACCAGGUGCACAUGGAAGUGGCUCAUAAACAUGGUGGAUCAAGAUCAAAUGAAAAAUUUGAGCCUGAAAAACUUGCAGCAUGUGCACCAUUUUUAAGAUGGAUGAAAGAGAAAACUCUUCGCUGUCUCUCUUGUAAAUGUUUCAUAUCAGAGGAAGAACUUAUGCAUCAUUUAUUAAUGCAUGGUUUGGGGUGCUUAUUCUGUCCAUGUACUUUCCACAAUAUUAAAAGUCUUUCAGAUCAUAAUAGGACUGUUCACCUUGGAAAGAAGAGAUUAUCUGUGGAUUAUGGUAACAGAGGUUUCCAGUUAGAUACUGAUGCUAAUGGUGACUUAAUAUUUCCUCAUAUUGAUUUUAUUACCAUGUUGCCAAAGGAAGAACUUGGAGAAAGGGAAGUCUAUUUGGCAAUACUAGCUGGAAUGUACUCCAAGACACUUGUACCAAUCUAUAUUAAAGUGAGGCCACAGACUCUUGAGGACCACAGCAAUCCUGGAAAGCAAGUCAGUACCUGUCCUUUUUGCCUUGGUAUGUUUGUGACCACAGAAACAUAUGAAAUACAUUUAAAGGAAAGACAUCAUGUCAUGCCAACUGUACAUACAUUUUUAAAGUCUCCUGCUUUCAAAUGCAUCCAUUGCUGUGGGGUAUAUACUGGAAAAAUGACAAUGACUGCAAUUACUGUACAUUUGUUAAGAUGCAGGAGUGCUCCCAAAGUUAGUAGUUCAGAUCUUCAGAUACAGCCUGAUCUCAGUGAAAAAGAACUUCCACUAGUGAAUGGGGAGAUACAUGAUUCUGUUUUUCCUGUCAAAAGAAAACUUCCUGAUCUUUAUUCUGGGGCAGAGGACCAAAGGGAUAAAGAAGAAUCUCUUAUCAUAGAUAAUGACAUCACUUCUGUUUCUGAAAAAGCAGUGAAUGUGCCUUCUAAAAAACAAAAGAAUGAAAGCAGGACUGAAGGUCCACUAAUAAAUGAUGAUGCUCUUCAUAUUCUAGCACUAAAUCCCCAGAAGUAUGAAGACCGUUCAUAUGAAGAGAAAAAGCAGUUCCUUAAAGAUUAUUUCCAUAAGAGACCAUAUCCUAGCAAAAGAGAGAUAGAACUAUUAUCAUCUCUUCUCUGGGUGUGGAAAAUUGAUGUUGCAUCAUUUUUUGGAAAGAGAAGAUAUACAUGCCUAAGAGCAAUAAAAAAUUACAAACCUUCUGUGCUUUUGGGCUUUGAUAUGUCAGAACUGAAAAAUGUUAAGCACAGAUUACACUUUGAGUAUGAAACAUAAACCUUGUAAAAAAAAAAAGCUAUUUAAGAAAUCACAAAUAGGAAGCAAUCAAAAGGCUAGUUUUUAAUUUAGUGAGUUUUUUUGUUUUUUUGUUUUUUUUUUUUGCGGGGGACACUUAGAUUUUCAGUUCCAGUGUAAUGACCUCAUGAAUUACAAUGGUCGUACACUGCUCUAGUUAUUUCUGGGCACAUGGUAUGAAUAGUUCUUGUUUUGUGGAGGUCAUUCUGUUUUUCCAAUUACAUGUAAAUUAAAUCUCUUAUGUUUUAUACAUGCUUGUUUACCCAGUAGUGUUAAGAUACUUAGAAACCAAAACCACAUUGUUUUUGUUUUCUUCUGUUUUUUU
Vombatus ursinus (common wombat) is the source of this 3796-nucleotide messenger RNA. It is a transcript of the gene ADNP2, whose product is annotated as ADNP homeobox 2. NCBI's taxonomy places the organism in Eukaryota, Metazoa, Chordata, Mammalia, Diprotodontia, Vombatidae. The transcript is spliced from 4 exons. Gene Ontology annotation, cellular component: nucleus. The record is from RefSeq and is a predicted model, not a curated record. Gene Ontology annotation, biological process: regulation of gene expression. Bases 232 to 3453 code for a protein of 1073 amino acids. Gene Ontology annotation, molecular function: DNA binding.